AUGGAAAGUUCGAGUUCGACUUUGAACAAUGGAAAGGUCGUGGAGAUUGUGUUCUUUGAUUUAGAGACUACAGUACCGAACAUAAUUGGACAGAAAUUCAGGGUAUUGGAGUUCGGUGCCAUCAUAGUUUGUCCUCGGAAACUCGUGGAGAUCGAGAGCUAUUGCACGCUAAUUAGGCCUCAGGACUUAUCUGUUGUCGCAUCAAGGUCUGCCCGAUGUGAUGGAAUAACACGCGAUACAGUUGCUAAUGCGCCGUCAUUUGAGGAAGUUUCGGACAAGAUUUUCAGCAUUUUGAAUGGUAGAAUUUGGGCAGGUCAUAACAUUCAAAGAUUUGAUUGUGUUCGUAUUAGGGAGGCCUUUGCUGAGAUUGGUAGGCCUGCACCAGUCCCUGUUGGGAUCAUUGAUUCAUUGGGAGUCUUGACUGCGAAAUUUGGUAAAAGAGCUGGAAAUAUGAAGAUGGCAACAUUGGCAUCUUACUUUGGUCUUGGCCAGCAAAAACACAGGAGUUUGGAGGAUGUAAGAAUGAAUUUGGAAGUCUUGAAGCAUUGUGCAACUGUCCUAUUCUUGGAAUCAAGCCUCCCAAGUGCUCUGAAUACACAAUGGCACAGCAGUCUUGGUGUAACAACAAGAAGCAGAAGUCUACAGCAAUCUAGCCUCCAAUGGAGCAAAUCUCCAGAAAUUACAGGAAGGUUUAGUCAAGGAAAAUCAAUGUGCAGAGAAGAAACUAGCCGGAAAUCACCUCCAUCGACCUCUCUUUCCUGCAAGAGAGCUGUUCCAUAUGGAAGGGAAAGUCUCGGAAAGGUGACAGCAGGAGUAAAGAAGCUAUUAUGCAAUGCCAGAAGGCCACCUAUCAACAAUUUGCUGAAGCUUUCUCAAUCGUUUCUUCGAUGA
Molecule: messenger RNA, 891 nt
Organism: Fraxinus pennsylvanica
Lineage: Eukaryota; Viridiplantae; Streptophyta; Magnoliopsida; Lamiales; Oleaceae
Source: the annotation of a GenBank genome assembly